UGCAGCUGCCCCACCAAACCCAGGUACCCUGGCCCGAUGCGCUAAAUUUUAGCAACAUGGCUUGGCAGUUGCUAUCACCUCGCGCGUUUCUAUCUCGAAUGUCACGAAUGUAACCAUCCCACCUCGGGCGGAGCUAACAUUUGGCGUCGCAAGCGUUCAGCAAUCAUCAUCCCGCUACGGGGCACAAGAGCAUGUUAUGAGACUGCCUUCUAUUCUUUUCUCCAUCCCACUACAGGUCUUGGCUGCCAGGAUACCCAUCACUGAAGAUCGCAGACGGGAAUAGCAACAAUGAGCAGCCUGGACAAGUCCAUUGCUCAGCUUCGAGCAUGCCGUCCGAUUCCCGAGGCAGACGUCCGCGAGCUUUGUCACAAAGCAAGAGAUAUUCUUGUCGAGGAGGGGAACGUUGUGACGGUCACAGCACCCGUUACGAUAUGCGGCGACAUUCACGGCCAGUUCCACGACCUUAUGGAACUCUUCCGCGUCGGUGGUGAUGUACCUGAUACGAAUUAUCUUUUCAUGGGCGACUUCGUCGACCGCGGCUUCUACUCUCUAGAAACCUUCCUCCUCCUGCUAUGCUUGAAAGUCCGAUAUCCCGAUCGCAUGACCUUGAUCCGUGGCAACCACGAGUCUCGCCAAAUAACGACAGUCUAUGGGUUUUACGACGAGUGUCUGAGGAAGUACGGCAGUACAAAUGUAUGGCGGUACUGCUGCGACAUUUUCGAUUACCUUCCGCUGGGAGCCAUCGUCUACGGCGCAUCAAAUACCCUCUCCCCGGGCGACGAAUCAACCUCGGCACAAGAGUAUAUCGACGAGGAUAUCGAAAUCGAAGUGUGCAACGCUAAUGGCGCGAUCAUGAGCCGCUUUCCUCGCCGGCAACAAGAGGAGCCCGCAGCAUCGACGAGUCCCAGCACCGCACCCGUUUCAGCAGGCGGCAGUGGCGCGGGCCCUAGCAGUGGCAGCAUAGGGAAGACGGGACCGCCCGGCUCCGGCGCAUCAGGCUCCAGUGGCGGUUCGAUAGGCAACCCGGCGGGGGCGGUCCUUUGUGUCCAUGGCGGCCUCAGCCCGCUAAUCGACACAGUGGACAAGAUCCGCCUUUUGGAUCGCAAACAAGAGGUUCCUCAUGAGGGUGCCAUGUGCGAUCUACUCUGGUCUGAUCCGGACGAGAUUGAUGGCUGGGGCCUGUCGCCACGAGGCGCUGGCUUCCUGUUCGGCGCUGAUAUUGUCAAAGUAUUCAACCAGCGCAACGACCUCAGUCUGAUAGCGAGAGCUCACCAGCUCGUGAUGGAAGGAUUUAAGGAAAUGUUCGACGCGAGCAUCGUGACUGUAUGGUCGGCACCGAAUUACUGCUACCGCUGCGGCAACGUCGCGGCGUUACUGGAGCUCUCGGAGGACCCAAGCGGGCUCGGCAUCUUCGCGCGGAGCAAUGGCGAGAGAGGCCGGAGCGCCGGGGUUCCGAUUGACCAAUAUCUGGAGCCCAUGGUCGGGCCAGCACGCCGGUACCGCGUGUUCCAGGCUGCGCCGCAGGACUCUCGCGGCAUGCCCGCGAAGAAGCCCGUUGCAGACUACUUCCUGUAACACUAGUGUGCGUAGGGGGUACUAAAUCAUGGUUGCCGGUUUUUUUGGUCCUCUUUUUGGUUGCAGUUUUUACUCGUUUGUUUUUGGGUGUAUGACUACUGCUGUUGCUCAGCGGGUUCAGGGGGCUAUUUCAUCCGCAUGGCGUUGGUUCGAGGACAGCAAAGGAUGAGAGUAGAAAAUAAUAGCGGUUAUAAUUACCACCUGUCUACUCUCCUCUCUUCAUGAAGCACAAUUUCUUCAAGGUUGCGAUCCUGACCUUCAUUUCCGUGCGUUGUUGAUGUUGUGGAGAACUGGCUCUCUGGAGCCCGCUCAGGGGGCUAGUUGAAACAGCUAGGUAGGAUGGCCAAGGGG
Molecule: messenger RNA, 1926 nt
Organism: Phialemonium atrogriseum
Lineage: Eukaryota; Fungi; Ascomycota; Sordariomycetes; Cephalothecales; Cephalothecaceae
Product: serine/threonine-protein phosphatase PP-X isozyme 2
Exons: 4
Coding region: 289-1575 (428 amino acids)
Biological process (GO): double-strand break repair via homologous recombination
Cellular component (GO): nucleus; cytoplasm
Molecular function (GO): protein serine/threonine phosphatase activity
Source: RefSeq, a predicted model, not a curated record